This is a messenger RNA of Mesocestoides corti, 462 nucleotides long. NCBI's taxonomy places the organism in Eukaryota, Metazoa, Platyhelminthes, Cestoda, Cyclophyllidea, Mesocestoididae. The record is from the annotation of a GenBank genome assembly.
AUGUUUCUAGUCGACGCCUCGUCUUACUACGUGCCACCACCUUCGCUGGAGGCAGCCACGAUUGUCGAAGUGAAGGACGCGUGUGUCGGCGCAGCCGAGGAAGCCGCCACUAUUGAACAGUUCAAACGAGCACUGCUCGGACGCUACUUGCGUCAACCCCAAGUGACCACACAGACUGCCGAGUUUGUUGACAGACUGCUGGAACAGGAGUCCGUCCGUGUCGACGUCCAUUCACGGUGCAGUGCUUGCACAGCCUCGCACGACCCACCGCCAGCGCCCGUUCGAAUGCCUUUUGGCGCGCGAGUUGAAAAUGGCCUCAUUAAGGAGGAUGUAUUCGUGAGGUCCAAUCGCGGCACACGGGAGGCCUCGGCCAACUUAGCGGGAAUUUUUAACGCUCCCCUCAACUGUGGUGGCGGGUAUCCCUUUAAUUCUGCGCAUCGUUCCUAUCCACAUAUGGUCUAA